Messenger RNA from Penicillium macrosclerotiorum, 1224 nucleotides. Its product is annotated as DUF3431 domain-containing protein. The coding region runs from base 1 to 1224 and encodes 407 amino acids. NCBI's taxonomy places the organism in Eukaryota, Fungi, Ascomycota, Eurotiomycetes, Eurotiales, Aspergillaceae. The transcript has 3 exons. The record is from RefSeq and is a predicted model, not a curated record.
AUGCGCCUCGCUUUCCGCCUGUUCAUCGCUUUCGCUCUUGUCGGCGCCGUCUUACUUGUGAGGAACCAUUUGGGUUCUCUCGAGUCGCAAUGGCCCGCCGGUCAGGCCCUUGAUCUGACCCCCGAAUUCAUUCUCGAAAGCGACGGGGCACAUAUCGAGCUGGUCUCGAUCCCUCGUGGGUACGAAGCCCAGGCGGUCUCGUCCUCCGAGUCACCUCUGCCUUUGUCGUCAAUCGCGGCGUCGCAUUCCAGCGGACCGACGGAAAAGUCAUACCCCACACCGACGAAUCCGCCCGCCGCCAAAUCGAAAUUCCAGCCCAAGUCCAUCCCCGUCGACGUACCCGGCGCGGAAGAUGACUUCUUUGAUCAGUAUCCCUUCUGGUUCGACGAUGAUAUGGAAGUCAUCAGACCCGAUCCAAAAAACGGCCGGCUGAAGUCGAAUUCCAAGACGAAACCGAAUCCUCCCACUAAACCAAAGCCUCACAGACCAAAAGUUUCGCCGUACCCCGAUCGUAUCAUAGUCAUGGGACGGACACUAUGGGAGGACACCGAUUGGUUGGAGGAGGAGCUGCCAGAAUGGCAGCAUGCAGUCUACGACGUGGACGAUCCCGAUGCAGAGUUCCACGUGCAGCAAAACAAGGGCAGAGAAAGCAAUGUCUAUCUUCAAUAUAUCAUCGAUCACUACGACAAGCUCCCCGAGUACAUGGUCUUCAUGCACGCGCACCGAAGUAGCGGACACGUCGAGUUCUGGGAGCAAGACAAUGCGUUGACUAUCCAACGGCUUCAGCUGCCCUUCCUGGAAGAGGCGGGAUACGUGAACCUGCGCUGCAACUGGAGCCCGGGUUGUCCGGAUGAAGUCCACCCCUUCCGCCAACUUGAGGGACGCACCACCGAAAUUGCCUUUGCGGGCGCCUGGAUGGGCAUCUUCAACAACACCAACAUCCCCGAGGUGGUGGCCGCUCCAUGUUGCGCCCAAUUCGCCGUGACCAAAGCCCAAGUGCAUGCGCGGCCGUUGAGUGACUAUCAAGCAUAUCAUAAAUGGCUCAUGCAGACGGAGCUUGAUGACGAUACCAGCGGUCGGGUGUUUGAGUAUCUGUGGCAUAUCAUUUUUGGACAGGAACCCGUCUUCUGUCCCUCCCAGCAACAGUGCUACCAGGACGUGUAUGGAAUGGAUUGGGAUCCCGAUUUCGAUGAGACCUUUGGAUGGCUCGAUAAUGACUUUUGA